This is a messenger RNA of Tarenaya hassleriana, 809 nucleotides long. Its product is annotated as pentatricopeptide repeat-containing protein At1g62930, chloroplastic-like. NCBI's taxonomy places the organism in Eukaryota, Viridiplantae, Streptophyta, Magnoliopsida, Brassicales, Cleomaceae. Bases 24 to 725 code for a protein of 233 amino acids. The transcript is spliced from 2 exons. The record is from RefSeq and is a predicted model, not a curated record. Gene Ontology annotation, molecular function: protein binding.
AUGCAGUUCAAGUGUUUGAUAAAAUGUCUGAGAAAGGGCUUCGUGCGGAUACUAUCAUUUACAAUUCUAUGAUUCAUGGAUACUGCAAACUAGGAAUGUGGGAAGAAGUUGCAAAGAUGAUCCAGAAAAUGGCAAGAGAAGGGCUUUCACCGGAUGUUUAUACUUAUAGCAUUUUGAUUGAUAGUUUGUGCAAAGUCAAGAAGGUGAAUGAAGCGAUUCAAGUGUUCGAAUCCAUGUUGGAUCGAGGUAUCAAGCCCAGUUUGCAUACAUAUAGCCCGCUUUUGGCUGGUCUUUUUACGGUCAACAGGUCAAAGGAUGUCGUUGAGUUAUUUGAAUCAUUGAGGCAUGGAAACCUUCGGCUUAAUGCUGUUAUCUACAACACAAUGAUCGCCGGCUAUUUCAAGCAUGGAGAAACUAAGGAAGCAUUGAAGCUCUUAAGAGAAAUGAUUCAUGAAGGAUUGAAACCUAACGAGUUUACUUACACCACUCUUAUUCAUUUUGUAAGCCAAUCAGGAGAUCUACAGGUUGCGCAAGAAAUCUUUGAUUCAGCAUACAAGUCUGGUCAGUCUCCUGACAUAUAUUCAUACGCUGCCCUCCUUAACGGUUUGAUAAUAAAUGGGAAACUGGAAGAAGCACGGAAAAAAUUUGAUGAAAUUAUAGGUAUGGGUUUGGUGCCCGAUGUUGUAACCUACAACACGAUGCUCCAUGGCCUAUGCAAAAGGUGAUGAGAUUGAAGAUGCAGUCCAUCUUCUUGAGAGCAUGCUUGAGAGGAACUUCUCUCCCAAUAAAGCUGUCAAGUCCAAGUUAAG